AUGGACUCAUGUACUCAAGACUGGUUCUCCGUUUUAUCUCUCCUAGAAAAUCUUCUUCAAGUUCUACAUCAGAGUAAUGUCAAGAUAUCCAAGGUGUAUUUGCGUUCAGAUGAAGCUGGGUGUUAUCAUAACAACUUUCUUCCAGCUUCUCUGAAAGAUUUAGGUCAAAGAGUAGGCAUUAAGGUCAUGCGUUAUGAUUUUUCUGAGCCACAGCAUGGCAAAGAUGUCUGUGACCGAAUUCUUUGUCCUAUGAAACAUGCAAUACAGAAAUACUGCAAUGAAGGACAUGACAUUUUGACAGCCAGCGACAUGAGGAGAGCAUUACUUGAACGCCCAGUUAGUGGAACCACCGCCUCAGUAAACUGAAUAGAUUACUCUUCCAGAACAAUCAAAGUAAAGAACAUUGACGGUAUUAGUACGUACCAUAACAUUGAGUUCGAAGACACAGGCAUAAGGGUGUGGAAAGCUUUUGGAAUUGGUGAAGGUAGAUUUCUUCCUUUCAAAGAUAUUUUGAUAAAUCCACAACUGAGUACCAAUAUUCAACAAGAAGAAGAAUUUUCCAAGAAAGAAAGUAGGCCAGUUAAGCCAGAUGAGCGUCGUAAUACUGAAGAUGGGCUGUUUGAAUGUAGUGUUGUGGGAUGUGGGAAGGUUUUCCGAAGUUUUGAAGAUCUUGAACUUCAUUUAGACGUAGGGAAGGAUGAAAGCAUAGUCCAAAGUGAAUCAUUGUAUGACCAGUUGAGAAGGGAUUGGGCAGAAAAAUUUCUGACUAUUGACUGCAGAAAGAAAAGCAAGAACGCUGGAGCUGUUGAGUCAAUGGGUGCAGUUUCGUCUGACCAAAAUGCAUGUGAGAACAGAAUGGGUUGGGCACUGAGUAAGUCCAGAGCUGGAAGCUUACGUUUUAGCCAAAAUGUGAGAGACUACCUGACAGAAAGAUUUGAUUUAGGUGAAAUUACAGGGAUGAAGAGCAAUCCGUCAGAUGUGGAGAAUGAUAUGCGAAGUGCAAGAAAUGAGAGGAACGAAAAGCGUUUCACUCGAGAUGAAUGGCUGACAGCGUCUCAGAUUAAAAAUUUCUUUUCUCGAUUAUCAGCUGCCCGGAAGAAGCACGGCAAUGAAAAGGCGCGGGUCUUGAUGUCUGACUUAGAAAGUUCUGAAGACGAAGAUUUACUGGCAAUUGCACAAGAUAUUUGCGAUCAAGAGCUUGUUGACAGCAUUCUUGAACGACUAGGUGUACAACAUCCCAUUGUCUAUGAUGUAUACAAUCUCUGUGAUUAUUUCAAGAAAGAUAAACUUAAUGUUUUCAGCGUUAAAAUGCUGAAAUCCAUCUGCAAAGAGUUCGAAUUACCCUUCAAGUCAAAGGACCUCAAAUCCUCACUGAUUGAGAAAGUCAAAGAUAUGCUAGCUGGAUUUACCUGUAACUCUUAA
This is a messenger RNA of Paramuricea clavata, 1422 nucleotides long. The record is from the annotation of a GenBank genome assembly. NCBI's taxonomy places the organism in Eukaryota, Metazoa, Cnidaria, Anthozoa, Malacalcyonacea, Plexauridae.